Molecule: messenger RNA, 3889 nt
Organism: Hippoglossus stenolepis (Pacific halibut)
Lineage: Eukaryota; Metazoa; Chordata; Actinopteri; Pleuronectiformes; Pleuronectidae
Product: endothelin-3
Exons: 4
Coding region: 205-774 (189 amino acids)
Biological process (GO): regulation of vasoconstriction; intracellular calcium ion homeostasis; regulation of systemic arterial blood pressure by endothelin
Cellular component (GO): extracellular region
Molecular function (GO): endothelin B receptor binding; hormone activity
Source: RefSeq, a predicted model, not a curated record
GUGAGGGGAGAAAAAGCUGAGUGGCAACAGUGCAGCCUGUCAGCAGGUAUCAGUGGAAUCACACAUGUGACGUCUCCAUCGGGACUUUCACGGCACUGAGAUCAACUGAAGAAGACACUUUGGACUUUAGGAGGUUUUAUCGCUCCUGUUUGUGAAUUUCCUUUUUUUUUUUCUACAUUUUUGAUUUCUCAUGCUUUGUGUGUGAUGGCUAAUGUUUCAUCAGUUGAUGUGGGAGUUUUGUUUCUUAUCGUGGUUACAGCAUCUCUGGCAAACGGUUCUUCUUCAAGCAACGAUGUGAGCCAGAGGAAGGAGGUGGAGCCAGCCAAGCUGGACGAGCUUGUGCCCGGUGGUGUGGACGACCUCGCCAGUGUUCCCUCUCCCAGUGAGGUGAAUCCAUGCCCUGCCUGUGAGCCGCCCAGGCCCAGGAAACGGGCGAAGAGAUGCACGUGUUACACCUACAAAGACAAGGAGUGUGUGUAUUACUGCCACCUAGACAUCAUCUGGAUCAACACACCAGAGCACACUGUCCUGUAUGGUAUGUCCAGUUACCAGGGUUCACUGCGUAUGCGGCGCUCCGCUGGCACUGAGAAGCAGAGGAGGAGGAGGAGGGACGCGGAGGCCCAGCGCUGCGUGUGUGCACGGCGGAACGACUCUGACUGCAGCAGCUUCUGCAUGAACAGGCAGCGGAGACAACUCCUAGAAGAACUCAAAAUACACAAGAGGAGAGCAACUCUGCGCAGUGGCCCAACUAUGAAACGAACGAACAGCAUUUGAAGCGGACUUUCUGCAGACGGACAUGUGUUUGAAGUGCGCUCAGUGACUCGUCGUCAGACUGAUGGAUGAAUAGCCGCAAGAGCUGCUCGCACAAAAACUGAAAGUGAGCAGGGAUGCUAACAGACAGCUCUCUCUGCCUCUGUCUGUUUGGCUGGUGCGGAUGAUGGUUUCCAUUGUCCUGUCACAACUGAGGAGGGUUUACAUGGCCAGUUUGUGUCGGCAGUAAAAAGACUUUGGAAGAGCGUGUUGCUCACACAUGUUUGUGCCACGCGGAUGUCGAGGCAACUUCAAGAGCUGCUGACAUGUGACUCCACCAUAUCAGCUGGUGUUGUUACAACAUCACACAAAACACAUUUUACAAAACUGUUUACUCCACAGGGCAAACAUUUAGCCUGCCUGUCUGUGUCAGCGUGCUGUCACCCCCAGUAAAUCAGCAUUAUUUUAAAAAUAAAUUACAUUUGAUUGUAUAUUAUUUUGGUUAUAAGGUGGCUCCAUCGUCAAUGGAGCUAUAUCAUCAGCAGCAUUUGGGUGAACUGGUUUUACUUUUCCAUGAGAUUUUAGGAGGUAAACGAACUGGAUGCAAAAAUACUCAAAACUCAUUUUACAGUAUUUACUCAAUUAAGCUGAAUCUUGUGAAGGCUUGCGUAUAUAUAUGUGUUUAAGUAUAAAUAGACUAUGAAUUUUAUUUUUGUACAAUAAAGGUGUAUAAUAAGAUAUUGUAUAUCAAAUUAUAUACGUGAUCAUGCUAAUCACCAGUCCUCUGUGGUAAAGAACCCAGUCAAGUAAAAAAUAGUGCACCUUGCUGUCCAUUAAUGGUUUCAUCUUAUUUAUCUUCUGUCUUUCAAUGAUUGGACAUCAAUCAAUUUUUGAAUCAACCAACUGAGCAAGAAAGACGUUAAGAAUGAAAACCUCAGGCUACAGAGCGUGGGUUGUUGGAAGUUGAGCAAUUCUGACUGAUGAAGACUUCCCCAGAAAAAGAGCCACAUGUGAUUCACCUUCAGUCUCAGAAAAAAGGAAGGACAAGGAUAUUUGAAAGACUUUGUCCGACUUCUGGAUUUAUUCAAUCAAUCAAAUUUUAUUGGUAUAGCCCAUAUUCACAAAUCACAAUUUGUUUCAUAGGGCUUUAACAAUGUGUGACAUCCUCUGCCCUUACUUAUUUAAGAGUAUUUAAAGUUCAAACCCGGUUCCUUUUACAUUCACACAUAAUUAAUAUCAUGAGACAAUGAAUUUGGCCACACACUGGUGACAGACCAAAAUAGAAAAACCUGAAAAAUGAGUGGAGAAAUAUGAUAGCAAUAACUAGGGGUUACGGAAUGAUGUGGCCCUGUGAGAUUUUCGACUAAUGUUUCACAGAUAUCUCUAUCCACCACCAUCAUCAAAACACAAAAUGAGGGAAUAUCUUUUGGAAGAAUGAUGUUCAUUUCCCCAGUAUGCGCCCAACGUAACUAUCACACUCAAAGUGGGUUUUGCCAUUGCUUUGUCACCUGUCUGUAGCUAUAGCCUCUAUUUGUCCUGAAUGAUGCCAGCAUGUGUUAACACCACUCUUAUAACGUGACACACAAUAUGUAGACAUGCAGGAUAACACUAAUGCAUCCAUGUCUUUAUGCUGUACAAAUUUAAAACUAUAUACUGUAUACUUGUAUGCACUGCAUUCAAACUGUUGGCUUGAAAUCAUCACACAACAGUUUAUUGUAUUGUAUUGUAUAUUGUGAGCACUUAAGGCAGAUUUAUACCACUGCUCUGGGGCUACCAGGAUUGUAGCAAUCUGGAGAAGUUUAUCAUCUUGAUUCAAACUGCAGAGUGUCCCAAGGAAUUACGAUCGUAUUUACCGUCUUUGGCAUUGCUCAGUAGCAAUUGUGGCUUUAUGAAGGGAGUAAAGAAGAGUUUGCAGCCCCAGUAAAUCAGUUAAUGUUGGGCUUUUUUCCCUCAAAUCAUAAGAAAAUGUUACGUGUAGAGUUUUGGGCGAUGUGACUGGGGCUACAUCCACACUUCUACAUUUUCAUUUAGAGACACAUCAACUCUACGGAUAAGCCUGGUGUCCUCAUAACUUGGAGCCACCUAAUCUGAGAAAUUUGAAAAGGCUAGUGGCCCCAUGCAGCAGAGGAGCUGUUAUUUGAGCAAUUUGCGACAAUUACUGCGUCCAGCAGGAAGCGCAUUCCUUCCUGUUUACACUGGGAUGUGCAUGCCCAGUGUUUGUGGGUGGCCACAUGAUAUGUAUUUUCAGGCGUGUUAGUAUGGACGGGGAUUAUAUCUUAUAUGGAGCCAAAAUGUGGACAGGGAUCGUUUUAGUUUGAAAACACCAUUUUCAAAUGAAAACGUAGUGGUGAUGUAGCCUGGUUGUGUAGCACGUUGUAAUGUCAAGAAGGCGUCAGUGUCCCAUGUUAGGAGAGAGCAAAGGUCAAGAGUGCAUUCUACCAAUGCUCCUUCCACAAGAGAGGCUUCAAAGUAAGGAAGGGAAGGACAUCCAUAAACUCAAGGGACAUUUUAGAGUUUUAUUUAAGUUGUUGCAUAUGUGUUAUGUACUUUUGAAGUCUGUUGUUAAUAUACUGCUCGCAGAUAUAGGUUAUCAGUGGUGAGAAGAACAGUACUUUCCAUUCGCCCUGUUCUCAGAACAGAGGUCUGGGUAAGCUCUCAGAAAAAAAAUCUGGAUUUUGUUUAUGCAGGAUCACAUGUACUAAGGAUGUAAUGAACCUCUCUGUAUCAUCCACCGUCAGGUUCACUGAAUGCAUGUUUCAUAUAGCCACAGAACAUUUUGGGUCUAAACCAAUCAACUGCUGAGAUUGUUCAAAUAUAUACCAUGUAUGGGUUGGUGAUAAGAAAGGAAUAGUGAAGCCCUCCUCUCAGUUCCAGCAUUAUAAAGGAGAUGUAACCCUGAGAGCGAGGAUCUGAGGUAAAUCUCAGAGGAAGUUUAUGCAGAGGACUGAAGAAUCUGAGGGAGAAUAGCUAAGAGGAUUUAAGCAAGAAUCACAUCUUGUUUUAGCAAGGAAUUAUCUAUUUUAUUUUAUUUUCUGUGCUUCACUUACAUUGAUAUUUAAUCUUUCAUAUAUUUUAUGACUUUGUAUUUGCUUCAUUGCUCAAUAAAACUAAGUAGAUCAUUUUGAUCUAUUGAAACACA